AUGAAUCCUCCUUCUACAAAGGUCUCCUGGGCCACCGUGACGCUGCUGCUCCUGCUGCUGUUGCUGCCGCCUGCACUGCUGUCGCCCGGGGCGGCCGCGCAGCCUCUGCCCGACUGCUGCCGUCAGAAGACGUGCUCUUGCCGCCUCUACGAGCUACUGCACGGCGCGGGCAAUCACGCGGCCGGCAUCCUCACGCUGGGCAAGCGGCGGUCCGGGCCCCCGGGCCUCCAGGGCCGGUUGCAGCGCCUCCUGCAGGCCAGUGGCAACCACGCGGCCGGCAUCCUGACCAUGGGCCGCCGCGCAGGCGCAGAGUCAGCGCCGCGCCCCUGCCCCGGGCGCCGGUGUCCCGCUGAGGCCACCUCGUCUGUCGCGCCCGGGGGACGGUCCGGGGUCUGA
Messenger RNA from Mesoplodon densirostris (Blainville's beaked whale), 396 nucleotides. It is a transcript of the gene HCRT, whose product is annotated as hypocretin neuropeptide precursor. The record is from RefSeq and is a predicted model, not a curated record. Bases 1 to 396 code for a protein of 131 amino acids. The transcript has 2 exons. Gene Ontology annotation, biological process: feeding behavior; neuropeptide signaling pathway. NCBI's taxonomy places the organism in Eukaryota, Metazoa, Chordata, Mammalia, Artiodactyla, Ziphiidae.